UCACAACCACAGUGGGCUUGGACAUGGCAGUAUAGCUGUCUGCUUAUUAAUUCACAAAAUCUGUCGGCAGAGCAUCGCAGUCGAAAUUUUAGUUAUCCCCCUUUAGGUAAUUGUCAAAUCUCCAAAUUUCUGGGACACCUGCAGCCACGACAGAAUGGUGCGUGUGAUCGAGGACAUGUUCGGCAUCGCCGUUAAUCCGAUAACACAGAAGACGGAUCGGAUCCGGCGUUUCACGCUGAGCACGGAGCGCGGUAUGUCGGUGUCCAUCCUGACGAUGGGCGCCACUAUUCAGUCGCUGAAGGUGCCUGACUUCAACGGUAAGUUGGAGGAUGUGUGCUUGGGCUACGACGACGUGGCUGGGUACUACCGGAACCAGCCGAAUUACUUCGGAUCCACUAUCGGCCGAGUGGCUAAUCGCACAGCCCACGGGCGCUUCAAGCUUUGCGGCAAGGAGGUGAAUGUGAGCCGGAAUGUUCGGGAUCGGUACCACAUGCACGGCGGAUUCGUGGGCUUCGACAGCGUCAUCUGGGACGUGGUGGGUGUGCACAAGGACGGGGUUACCCUGCAGCACAUUUCACCGGACGGACACGAGGGCUAUCCGGGCGAACUUACAACUAAUAUUAACUUUUCACUAAAUGAAACUGGCUGCUUUGGAAUGCGGAUCGAGGCGCGGACGAAGGCCACUACGGCGGUGAAUAUCUCGAAUCACACCUACUUUAACUUGGCCGGACAGGGGGCGGGGAGAGAUGCUUUAUACCAGCACAUGCUGAUGAUCAAGGCACAGAAGAUCGUGGACGUGGACCAGGAGCUCUUGCCCACUGGAAAGUUAAUGCGUGUGCGCACCACUCCCUACGACUUCUCCAGUUUGGUAAGUCUGGGCAAGCGGCUUAAUAUGGUGGCCUCUUGCCCUCUGGGCGGCUUCGACAACAACUUCUGCGUGGACGCCCCGCCCAAUCGGGUGCAGUUGGUCGCCCGGGUGGUGCAUCCCUGCAGCGGACGGUUCAUGGAGGUCCACACCAACCAGCCGGGCCUGCAGUUCAGCACGGCCAAUAACUUGCCGGAUGAGGACUGCGGGGACAUCCCGAACGUGGGCAAGGACGGGGCACACUAUGUCCGCCAGGGAGCCUUCUGCAUACAGACCCAGAAGUAUCCGGACGCCAUGAACCACUGCGACUUUCCUUCGAUCGUUCUGAAUCCCGGGCAGCUAUACGACCACCAGGUAGUCUAUCGGUUUGGCGCCUGCCCCAAGCGGGUAUAGUUGGAUCAUUUUCAGAUCGCGGAGCUAGGAAAAAGGUCCCCAAGGAGUGAAAAGAGGAGCGCACCCAACACUUGCGAAAUUUAAUGUAAACCGAGGUGUUAUCUUUCGGCUUAGUAAUUAACUUGUUUGGCACCCUUGGAAAAUAUUAUUUUACCAACAUUUUA
Molecule: messenger RNA, 1422 nt
Organism: Drosophila eugracilis
Lineage: Eukaryota; Metazoa; Arthropoda; Insecta; Diptera; Drosophilidae
Product: galactose mutarotase
Exons: 1
Coding region: 155-1258 (367 amino acids)
Biological process (GO): glucose metabolic process; beta-D-galactose catabolic process via UDP-galactose, Leloir pathway
Molecular function (GO): carbohydrate binding; aldose 1-epimerase activity
Source: RefSeq, a predicted model, not a curated record